Messenger RNA from Glarea lozoyensis ATCC 20868, 3834 nucleotides. RefSeq lists its product as uncharacterized. The transcript has 3 exons. The coding region runs from base 1 to 3834 and encodes 1277 amino acids. The record is from RefSeq and is a predicted model, not a curated record. Lineage: Eukaryota; Fungi; Ascomycota; Leotiomycetes; Helotiales; Helotiaceae.
AUGGCAACUGAAGCCACUCCUGACACACUUGCGAAGUCCUCCACUGUUCCUGACCAUGAGCUAAACACAACUGAAACUGCCAGCCAAGAUGUCUCCCCGAUUGAACAGACUAUCGUAAACGGAAACCUCGAUACUGACAAUGACGGAAUCAAGCAAACCACAGGCGAUGCUGAUACUAUUAUCAAUUCGGCGGAGGUCAGUGUUAGUGGAGGAUCGGAUACUGAGAAUUCAAAAGCGGAAACCGCGAAAACCCAGCCAGGUCAUGUUCGUACGACAUCUACCGUAAAGAAACCCGUGUCUUUUAAGCCAGUAUCCGUCAACAAGACAUUUCUUGCUGCCAAAGGCACUGUGGUUCCUCCGACUUCUAAAACUGGUGAGAAAGGAGCUGCUGGAGCUGCAUCAGCACAAAGCGGCCCGUCACUAAGCUCUGCUCCACGACCAAGAUUAGUCGCAAAGUCCGGGAGUGGUCUACGCGACUCUGCGCCGCGAAAUGCAACAAGUACAAAUGGAAACAAGACAGGCGCGGCGCCUGAUGCCAGCGCUGUCUGGAACAAAAACAGACCUGCCGCUCCUGCCGAACCCAAACGCUUCACGGAUGAAGAAUUAAAGCAGCGUUACGGUAUUCAUUUGGCGACGAGACUUCAAUCAGACGAUCCAGGCAAGGAGAAGAAUUGGGCAGAUAUCGAUGAUGAUGACGACGAUUGGGCUCCGGAAACUAUAGAAUGGACGGACGGGACCAAGAUCACCUUACCGCAAGCCGAUGAAGUUCCUGUUUCUCCGCCUGAAGUGCCUGUUGCGCCUCCGCCAGUUUUAAAGGACAUCAAGCCCCUCGACGUACCGAAGUCAAAAUCUCCUGUUCCCACGCAAUCUGCUUCGCCUACAGUAAAGCCCAGUGGAUUUGGUUCUGGAAGAACUGGUCUGGUGCUUAAAGGAGCUGCAGAGAAGCCCACGUUGGUCGCGAAGCCCCCAGGACCUCCUACACCUGUCAAAUCACCAUGGGCAGCUUUACCACCAGUGGACAAAGUUGCACCGGUUGCAAUUGAGCUUCCACAAACUCAAGCACCCUCACAAAGCCGCUUUGUUCAUAAAGAUCCUCAUGGAUUCCAGGCAAUGCCGCCUCCUCCUGCGAAGGAGAUUGCUGCAGACGAUUUUAGUCGAUCGUGGAGAGAUGGAAAUUCGAAUACUAGCAGAGAACUGUACAACUCGCAAUCUGGUAGAUAUGAGCCAGUAAAUGACGGUCGACGAGGCUCUACUCGCAACGACGGUAGACAGCCCGCAGUGUUGCAAAGACCUCAUCAAGAUGGGCCCGCAGAGCCUUCUGCUGCAUUCCAAACGCACCGUGCAGGCAUGCAAGACCCUUCAUACGGACGCCGACGCACCUCUUCCAAUGUGAGCGGAGGCAGUGGGAAUUUUGGACGGAGAUUGAGUCGAAGUGGUCACGAGAUGCCUCCCCAUGAGCUGCUUAACAUGCGACGCGGCUCAUUGGCUGCUGUUAGCGACGCCCCUUCCUCUCCAAGAGAGGCUUCACCUUCAAGUCAACAUCCAAACCAGCGAGCCCCACAAAACAAAAGUCAAAAUCAACCAUGGCAAUCUCGUGCAUCUCCCGUGGUUAGCCACCCAUCUCCUCACUCCAUGAACGUACAAUUGGCACCAUCGGCAACUGGCUCAGUUGACGGCGGCCAGGCGCCACCACCAGCAAGCGCUGUCCUGUCUGAGGAUCAACUUUUCGAGGAUCAGAAAAAGCGUAUGCAGAUUGCGCGUGAAUUGGCCAUCAAGAGACGUCAGGAAGAAGAAGCGAGAGAAGAGGCUGCCAAGCGCGAGCGCAUCAGAAUUAAGCUGGAAGCUAUGGGGCCUCCACCAGAGACGCAGAAGAGCAAGGCGGCCACACCAAAGCAAGACAAAGUAGCACCUCUUUCCAUCCAAGCUCGCGAAUCAGCAACAGAGCCAUCUUCAGCAAAAGAAGUUGCGAAGCCCGAAGAAUCAAAACCAUCGACCAAUAAAUCUCCCUCUGAAAUCGCUCCAGCGGCACCCGCGAAAGCUGAGAAGCCAUCUGCUGAGCCUCUGCCUCGCGCAAACGGCGUCGUCGAUAGAACCGAAAUCAAGACAACCGAAGCCCUUCAACGAGGUCCAGACGGUAGAUCGUCGCAAGCAUGGCAGCCCAGCACCUCCAACAAUCACUCAGACCGGUACCAAAACUCUCAAGGUGUCUGGGCUCAACCUGUACAACAGACAUCGAGAAGUGUCUGGGGUCCUCCUCCCUCGAAUGAUCGUACUCUGGGCAAUGGGACUUUCAAUCCCGAGCUUAGUAGGGUUUCCGGGGCUCCUCACCCAGGGCCAAUUGGUCCGCCUAAUCAGAACCGGAACAACAAUGGUCAAUACAUACAGGGCCGUGACCGCAAUCCAUUUGCUCCUCGUGUUGCACCAAUCGGACCACCAAAUAAAGGUGAUCCCCAACAAGAAGAACACCGUCAAAAGCUGGCGCAAAGUGGCUGGGGAAAUGCAACUGAACUAGUCCAACAAUCCGACAUGCUCUUCAAACAGAAUGCACAGGCGGAAGAAGCGCCCUCAAAGCAUCAGGUCGCACAGGGUCCAAACUCCGCUGCACUCGGCGUGAAACUUGAUCAAACCUGGCGUCCUACGACUGUGAGUUCUGACGGGGAGAGGGUCAACAUGAAGGAAGAAUUAGCAGAACCAGUAAGAGCUUUGGAGCAACAACACCAGUACAAGGAUGUCUGGCAAUCUUCUGGCACUCGAAAUGCUGCUUCUCGACCGAGAGACUCGAGGUUCUUCCCAAACAAUCGGGAUGUUCGCUUGGAAGAGCAGCAAAUGCCCCAAUUCGACAGGCCCGGAUCCCCGUCACCUCCCCCGCCGACGAUGGCGGAUACAAACCAUCCGGCUUAUGAUGGAGAUGCACAGCGACCACAUGUCAGCCUUCCUAAGCCAGCCCCUGUUGUAAAACUACCACCCGCUGUACUUGCUCCCAUCGGGCCGCCAAAACCCGCCACAUUCGCCGCAGCUGUGAUAGCUCCGGUCAUCCCAUUAAAUCACGUCUCUCACCAAGGCCGUCAAGAUUAUGCAUCUAGGGCUGUUGCUUCACAUCACGAUGCAAGACGUGGCCAGGAACAAGCAGCAGGCGGUUGGCAAGAUCGAAUUAACAACCUAAUCGGCAGAAAGCACUCCCCACCUAAAUCGCAUGCGCUCGCUGUAGAUUCUUCCAGCAAGAAUGCCCUCGAGUUGCCUCAGUCUCAAACAGCAGCAACCGUUUCACUUCCUUUGUCGGAUUUGGACUCGGCUUCAGCAGAGACGGGCUCAACAUGCUCUAAGCCAGCAGCUGAGGAAUGUUUUGAAGAGCAGGAAAUGGGUUCUUUGCCUGUUAUCAAGGUGCCGCACACAGCGCCAGCUGCAGCAUGGUCACCAGCCCCACAGCCUCCAAGGUCUCUUCCCAGAAAAUUUCACGCCGCAGAAGUGGUCAGUCGGGAUUUCCUUCCAUUCAAUGGACCCAUCGCGAACGGCAGAUACACCUUCAGAGUUCAGCUUGCGGGCCAGAGAGAGGGGAGAAUUCUCAACGGCCCAGUGGCACCAGAGCAAAGGCAACGUAGCAAUCCAAGACGAGGUGGCUCACAGGGAGGAGUAGCCCGUGGAGCAAAUACACCACGACAAGGAUCUUUAUCAACAACACGAGGAGGACGCUCGAAGGAUGCUGGCUUCCCUUCGCCAAAAUCCGAAAACACCUCAGGAUCAUCACUAUCUAACACUGGUCGGGGAGGUCAAAGAGGUGGUCGAAAUUAUGGAUCGAAUUGGUCCCGUCAUGUUUCCACACCGUUGCAAACUUGA